UCAUGUAUCGAUGAAGUACUGCAUCAUUUGGUUGACCAUAUUGUAAUAGCUCACUGAGGGUGCUGGCCAGCAUGGAGGAGAGCAAAUUGAUUUUCAGCCUGGACAGCCACGAUGAUGGUCCUGUUGUGGCCUUUUCCAAAGACAAACUUCCAGUCAUGGAAAGCAGGCAUGAGCUUGUCCAGGGUAUUGGCCUAGACAUAAGUCAAGACCACAGUUCAGAGCGUUGCCUCCUGCCUCACUCCCCAUCCUCCCCAGGGUCUCUAGCUGAUCUAUCAACUUCAUCAGCGUGUCUGCUUGUCACCAACAACCUGGUCAAAUCCUCUUCCACAGAUCUAGAACCCAGAGAGGGCAGCUCUCUAAGAGGCAAACCUCUUCUCAGCCUUGUAAAAUCCCUGAGCACAGAGAUCUCCCGUCGUGUUGAGCCAGAGGUCAACCUCUCCAAGUCAGACUCCAAACUCUGUCUGCAUGCGUGGAAGCAGUUUACUCAACCAAAGAUCCCAGAGACCAGGCCUGAAGAAGUAGAACUGACUGAGAGUUAUGGCUGGGCUUCACUUCCUUCUCCAGGCAGCACAUCGCCCCCUGAGCCCCGGGGCAGCUCGCUGAUUGCUGAGCUUGAGGACACUCGGAGAAAGUUCUCUGAGGCCAUGCAAGAGCCACUGAGCAUGCUGAGCAAGAUCAUAGGAGAAGAAAGCCCUGGCAGCUCCAAACCGGGAAAGUCUUCUGGUGCAGGGGACUCACCAACCUCACAAGGAAGCUGGGGAAGAGAAGGGAGUUGUAUUCCAAAGAGUACUGAAGAUGUGGCAGAAGGUACUCAUCUUAGGUGCUGGAGGACAACUGAUGGCGGGCAUAGCAGCACAGCAGACAUGCCCCUGAAAAAGCUCCAGAAGGGCUGCUUGAUACAUUCACCUGCCUGUCCAGAAUGCCACACCUGCAGCAGAAAUGACCUUUAUGGGAUUCAUACUUAUGGAGAUAUACUUCAGGUGGUGCAUCUCCAGAAUGGCUCCCAUGAGACACAUCAUAGAACUUACACCCAGUCUCGAAGUAGAGUACCAGGUGCAUCAUUGCCUUUUCAUUGUCUUUUACCUGUGGGUAUCCUCGCAUAUGGGCUCUUUGUGCUGCCUUUACCCUCCUACGUGACAGGACUGUCUGUGGGGGUUGCAUGUGGGUUCAUUCUGGGUCUUGUAGUUGUGUUCAUGUUUGAACCGCGACACUCCACUGCCAGGAGUAACCACAGCUCUCACUCCUGUAAGCCCAGAGCAUUGCGCAUGGAUCGACUGGACCGAAAGUUCAAGGAUGCAGAAAUCCAAGAGGGCUGGAUGAAUGAGGUGCACAGCUAUGACUCUGAAGCAUUCCAUCCGUCAAUCACUCAUUCCGUCUACGCCACCCUGGAGGGCAGCCGACUGCACCUGGCAUACCCACGUGCCAACAUCCCCCGGUGGGCAACUUUCAGCGAGACACCUCAGGAACCCGUGUUUUUGAGUUCACGCACCUACCAACUGGCUAACUGUAAGGUGACUCUGUUUCCUCCUGGUCUUGCCCAUAAAAGGAUGUGGAACAGGAAAUAUCCCAUCUGCAUCAGUCUGGCCGAGGGGGAGACAUGGGAGGAUACUCUGAUCGAAGAACAGGGGGAGAAAGAGGAGGACAGGACACUGAGACACACCAACCUUGACCAUCAGCCCCCUGUCACCCUGUAUUUGUUUGGCCGCACGGGACGGGAGAAGGAGGAGUGGUUUCAGCGCUUUGCGGCUGCUUCCAGAAGUGGAUCCAAAAGCAGUCAGAGCAGUGAGGAGAACACAGAUACUCUCUGUGCUGGAGACACUUGUAAAGAAAUUACAGACGAGCUGCACGACUUGCCAGGGACAACAAAAACAAGAACACUAUUGGACUACAGUGCCUACAUGACUCACCUUAUUGGAUCUGAGAGUUCCAAUCCAACAGCCAGCCCCUGCCACAGUGACAAAGGAAGCCCCUCAACCCACAAGAAGAUACAUAAUGAAGACAAUGGCUCUGGAGGUCAAGCUGAAGUUGAGCCUGAGGUCAGUUGUGGGGCAGGGGGAAAUGUCACAGAAGGCCAGACCACUUGGGUAAACUCGCUGGUGGGCAGGAUCUUCUGGGACUUUCUUCGAGAAAAAUACUGGACUGAGCAGGUGGCACGCAAGAUCCAAAAAAAACUCUCAAAGAUCAAGUUGCCAUACUUCAUGAAUGAGCUGACUUUGGCUGACCUGGACAUGGGCACCUGUCUACCACAGGUUCUCAGUACUUCUAAACCCACACUGGACCAAAGAGGCCUGUGGCUGGAGCUGGAGGUAAUGUACACAGGCUGUCUUCAGAUGACCCUAGAGACUAAGAUGAACCUUUGUAAACUGGGUAAGGAUAGAAAGGAUGACUCCCAUCAUGGUUCUCCAGAGACCCAACAAAUAGGCUCUAAACUGUGUAUACUGGCUGACAGCGAUGAAGAGUCAUCAAGUGCUGGGUCAUCUGAUGAAGAGGAAAUCCCUGCCUCUGAGCCACAGGGAUCUCUGGGAGAUAAGACAGUGGUGGCAACUGAUGGGCAUGCUGGUGGCAGUGCAAGUAGGAAGAUUCUGAGAUUUGUGGACAAGAUAGCUAAGUCCAAGUGCUUCCAGAAAGCCACAGAAAACGAAUACGUCAGGAAGAAGUUUGCAGAGGUGUCAAACAUGCCUCUCAUGCUCAGCAUUGAGGUUCUGGAGCUCUCGGGAACACUAGCUGUCAACAUCCCACCUCCCCCUACUGACAGAAUAUGGUACAGUUUCUGGGUGCCUCCCAGGUUAGACCUUCAUGUGCGCCCCAUGCUGGGGGAGAGAGAGGUCACCUUCACCCACGUCACUGAGUGGAUCGAGAGAAAGUUACAGUGCGAGUUCCAGAAAGUGUUUGUCAUGCCUAAUAUGGAUGAUCUGUAUCUUCCGCUGAUGACCUCAGGCCUGGAAAACCCUCCAGCAUCUCACUACUCCUCUGCCCAGUCAUCAUCUCAUCAGUCUUCUGUGGAGUCCCAAGAUUACCUGUCGGAAUAGCGCCCCCGAGGGGCAGCGGACGUGAAUCCUUCAUGCAAAACUAUUUACAUUUGCAGCACCGAAUCAUGAAGCUGCUGCUGCUGCUGCAGGGCACCAUCUUGGUAUUUAUUAUCAGUACUGCAUGGAUGCCUCCUGGAUGCACAUGUGAGAUGUUGUGUUUUACAGAAUAACACAAUUUAAUCACCGUUCAUGACAAUGACUUCAGAACUGGUGCUUCAGCUUUCCUGAUCGCUGUAGUGAAAAGACCUGAGGUAAGAAAACGCACAUUAUUCUAGCACAGAUCUUCAAGAAAGGAAUGUGUUGAUGCAAGCAUGAAUAAACUAGAACAGCACUCAGAAGAUGCACGUUUGGCAAGCAGGGAUGUUCCUUAGACUGUGACCCUGUACAAA
Molecule: messenger RNA, 3418 nt
Organism: Thalassophryne amazonica
Lineage: Eukaryota; Metazoa; Chordata; Actinopteri; Batrachoidiformes; Batrachoididae
Product: testis-expressed protein 2-like
Exons: 11
Coding region: 72-3029 (985 amino acids)
Cellular component (GO): endoplasmic reticulum
Molecular function (GO): lipid binding
Source: RefSeq, a predicted model, not a curated record